CUUCCGCUACUCCUGCGCCUGGGAGAUAUCGCUCAGGCUCUCCCUCUAGAAAGUCUUGGACCUGUUGUGGGAAAUUGUUCCAGAGCUACCAGGCUCAUUUCUCACCUACCUUGGAAUAAAACACCUCUUGUGAAGUAAGAAGGAGGAUUUUCUAGGAACAGAAUCCCACGUGUAAGAGAACCACUCCACCACUUGAAUGAGUUUUUCAGCAGAAACAGUAGUUCCAGAGAGGAGCCGAUCCCAGGUUAUUGACACCUGCCCAGCAUCCAAACUCUCCAUGACUAUAUCACAGUUGCAUGAAGACAUGUGGGUAUUUUUAUCGUGUAUCUUUCCUGCCCCUUCUCCUGGAGGAAAAAGAUAUUCUUCCACAGAGAGCUAUACCUUCAGAGAUUUCAGCAUUUUUCCAAGACCAGCAAAAUAUGAAGAAAUUCUAUGGAUCCUUAUCAUUUGAGGAUGUGACUGUGGGCUUCACCCAGGAGGAGUGGCAGCAACUGGACCCUGUUCAGAGGACCCUGUAUAGGGACGUGAUGCUGGAGAACUAUAGUCACCUCAUCUCAGUGGGGUAUUGCAUCCCUAAACCAGAACUGAUCUUCAGGUUGGAACAGGGAGAGCAACCAUGGAUAUUAGAGGAAGAGUCCCCAAGCCAGAGCUACCCAGGCAUCUGCAGAGUUGAUAACCAACUAGAGCAGAGUCAGGAAAUCCAGAGCAGACAAUUCUGGCAAGCUCCAUUUAUCAACAACAACGCAUUGACUAUAGAGAGAGGUAAUGUAUUAGGAAAAAUGUUUAAUUUCAGCACAGGUCCAGUUCCUUCCAUAAAAAUACCCUGUGACACAAAUGGUAUGAGUUUGAAAUAUAUUUCAGAAUUAAUUAAUGAGAAAAACUAUUUAAGAAAGAUGUCUAAUGAUCUCAGUGCAUACGGAAAAUUGUUCCUUCAUAUUAACCAUGAAAAAACUCAUUUGGGAGAGGAACCUUAUGAAUUUAUUCAAAAUGGAAAAUACCUCAGAUAUAAUGAACACUUUAUUCCAUAUCAGAAGAUUCAAAAUAUAGAGCAGUCUUUUGAGUACAAAGAAUGUGGGGAAGAUUUCCAUGAGAAGACAGUUUUCAUCGCAUACAAACAAACUCACAUAGGACAGAGACCUUGUGAACAUAAUGAAUGUGAUAAAAUAUUCUGUAAUUAUUCAUCACUCAUGGUCCAUAAGAUGGCACAAAGACGAGAAAAUCUUAAUGAAUGUAGUAAAUAUGGUAAAACUUUUGGGAAAUCAUCUCUCUUGAAACAUAGAGUUCAUAUGAAGGUGAAAUAUUAUAAAAAUGUUGAAAAAGUGGAUAAUUUCAGCAGAUCAAACUUUCCUGACAUAGGAGAGAGAUCAUUUGAGUCUAGAAAUUUGGGGGAACUUUUCCGUGAGAGGUCAGUUCUGAAUGUAACUAAGAGAGAAUGCAUACAAGAUGAAGCUUAUGAAUGUAAUGAAUGUGGAAGAGUAUUCUGUGAAAAAUCUAAACUUACCAAACAUCAGAGAGUACAUACAGGAGAGAAACCCUAUGAAUGUAAAGAAUGUGGGAAAUGUUUCUCUAGGAAAUCCCUUCUCACUUUACAUCAGAGAAUCCACACAGGCGAGAAACCUUAUAAAUGCAAUGAAUGUGGGAAAUCCUUCUCUAGGAAUUCACGUCUCAUAAUUCAUCAGAGAACUCACACAGGAGAGAAACCCUAUGAAUGUAAAGAAUGUAGAAAAAACUUCUACCAUAAGUAAUAUCUCACAGUACAUCAGAGAAUUCAUACAGGAGAGAAACCCUAUGAAUGUGGAAAAACCUUCAUAAGCAACUCAGUUCUCACAGUACAUCAGAAAACACACCCAGGUGAGAAACCCUAUGGGUGUAAUCAAUGUGGGAAAUUCUUCUCCAGAAAUUCAUACCUUAAAAUACAUCAGAGAACUCACACAGGUGAAAAACCUUAUGAUUGUAAGGUAUGUGGGAAAACCUUCUGUCAUAAGUCAGAUGUCACUAAACAUCAGAAAACUCACAUAGGGGGGAAACCCUAUAAAUGUAAUCAGUGUGGGAAAGCUUUCAGUCGCAACUCAGGCUUAAAAGUACAUCAGAGAACACACAUAAAGGAGAAACCCUAUGAAUGUGAUGAGUGUGGAAAAUCCUUCUCUGAGAAAUCAGUCCUCAUGGUGCAUCAGAGAAUACACAUGGGGGAAAAACCUUAUAAAUGUAAUGAAUGUGGAAAAACCUUCUAUAAUAAGUCAGAUCUCACUAAACACCAGAGAACUCACACAGGAGAGAAACCCUAUGAAUGUAAGGAAUGUGGGAAAUUCUUUUCUAGAAAUUCAUACCUUACUAUUCACCAGAGAACUCACACAGGGGAGAAAGCUUUCAUGUGUAAAAAGUGUGAGAAUACCUUCUACCAUAAUUCAGACUAUACAAUGCAUAAGAGAACACACAGAGGGGAGAAGUCUUAUCACUGUGAUCAGUGUGGGAAAACUUGCACUUGCAGUUCAGUCCUCAGAUCACAUCAGAGAACUCACACAGGGGAGAAGCCCUAUGAAUGUAAUGAGUGUGGGAAGUCUUUCUCUGAGAAGUCCGUCCUCACUGUACAUCAGAGAACACACACAGGGGAGAAACCUUAUAAGUGUAAUGAGUGUGGGAAGCCCUACUAUCCUAAGUCAGAUCUCACUAAACAUCAGAGAACACACACAGGGGAGAAACCCUAUGAAUGUAGUCAUUGUGGGAAAACCUUUAGUUGCAACUCAGGUCUCAAAGUACAUCAGAGAAGACACAUAAGGGAGAAACCCUAUGAAUGUAGUCAUUGUAGGAAAACCUCUAAGAAAUCAGUUCUCACAGUACAUUCAAAAUUACACACAGGAGAAAAAAUCUUAUAAAUAGAGCAAUGAGAGAAAUCUUUAGCGAUUCAUACCUUGAAAUACUGUGGAGAAUUCAUACAGGACAUGAACCCUGUGAAUGAAAAGUGGCAAUUUUUUUUUUUUUUUACCCUGCUCACAUUCCAAGGUAAAUAAGAGAGUACACAUAGGAGAAAUUACUAUGAAUGUGAUGACUGUUUGAAAAAUCUAUUAUUUGAAUGAAUACAUACAGAAGAAACCUUGCUAACAACAGAGUUGGAAAUGUGGGGGAAAUGUGAUAAACUAGAGCUUAUUAAACAAUGACUUAUAUUGGUGAUAAUCCUGUGAAUCAAAUGGAUGUAGGAAAGUGUUCUUCCAGAAUUUGGCCAUUACUGACAACCAGAUGAACCAAAGCUGGGAAAAACUGUCAACAUCUUGAGUUUUUUGAGACCUUCAUACACAGGUUGUACUCAUUGUAUGUCAGAGAAAUAAUAGGGAAGAUAGUCAAUACAGCAAAUAUAGUUCAGCCUAUAUCAGGAAAUGCCAUUUUACUGAACAAGAUAUUGAUAUUGCGAUGAAGUCUUAAAGAUGUUUUGAAUGUGAAGGUUUUAACAGAAUUCAGACUAU
Molecule: messenger RNA, 3458 nt
Organism: Phacochoerus africanus (Common warthog)
Lineage: Eukaryota; Metazoa; Chordata; Mammalia; Artiodactyla; Suidae
Product: zinc finger protein 33B-like
Exons: 7
Biological process (GO): regulation of DNA-templated transcription
Source: RefSeq, a predicted model, not a curated record